Molecule: messenger RNA, 1044 nt
Organism: Manihot esculenta (cassava)
Lineage: Eukaryota; Viridiplantae; Streptophyta; Magnoliopsida; Malpighiales; Euphorbiaceae
Product: V-type proton ATPase subunit E
Exons: 6
Coding region: 121-813 (230 amino acids)
Biological process (GO): proton transmembrane transport
Cellular component (GO): proton-transporting two-sector ATPase complex, catalytic domain
Molecular function (GO): proton-transporting ATPase activity, rotational mechanism
Source: RefSeq, a predicted model, not a curated record
UACAAAUCAGUGAAUCACUGGGUCUCCUACAUUCGCAAAAUCCCUGCAUUCUCUAAGGGCUGAACCCCUUUUUCCUGUUCCGAUCGUUCUCUCCCAUCCCUAUCUGAUCCAUCAGCGAAAAUGAACGAUGCAGAUGUCUCCAAGCAGAUCCAGCAGAUGGUCAGAUUCAUCCGCCAGGAAGCCGAAGAGAAGGCCAACGAGAUCUCAGUUUCUGCUGAAGAAGAAUUCAAUAUUGAAAAGUUGCAGCUUGUAGAGGCAGAGAAGAAGAAGAUCAGGCAAGAGUAUGAGCGUAAAGAGAAGCAAGUCGAUGUUCGCAAAAAGAUCGAGUAUUCCAUGCAGCUUAAUGCUUCUCGAAUUAAAGUUCUUCAAGCCCAAGAUGAUGUGGUUAAUUCCAUGAAAGAGGCAGCAGGAAAGGAUCUUCUGAAUGUGAGUCGUGAUAAUCAUGUGUACAAAAAGCUUCUGAAUGAUCUGAUAGUUCAGAGUUUGCUCAGACUGAAGGAGCCUUCCGUCCUGCUGCGCUGCCGAAAAGAGGACCUGCAGCUGGUGGAGUCUGUCCUGGCUUCUGCAAAGCAGGAAUAUGCAGAGAAAGUAAAAGUUCAUGCACCAGAAGUCAUAAUUGAUAAAAAUGUCUAUCUUCCACCUGCUCCUAGUCAUCAUAAUGCGCAUGGUCCUUACUGCUCUGGAGGUGUGGUCCUGGCUUCUCGAGAUGGGAAAAUUGUGUGUGAGAAUACCCUUGAUGCACGGUUGGAUGUUGUGUUCCGUAAAAAGCUUCCUGAGAUCCGCAAGAGGCUCUUUGGUCAGGUGGCUGCAUGAGGGGUUGGCUUAGAUCUUGUUUCACCCCGGAUAUUUAUGUCCAGUGGUUAAAGAUCAGAAUCUAUUAUCCAUUAUUUGGUCGUUAUUUUUUUUUCCUAAUAUUCAUGUUUGCAGAAACCCCGUGGUUUCUGAAAUUAGGAAGCUGGUACUUGUUUAGUUCUGGUAAUUUUUAUGGGGCAUGGCAAUGCACCCUUGUUUAAUAAUAAACAAAACAUCUAGUCUUUUGCUCAA